Gastrolobium bilobum is the source of this 1680-nucleotide messenger RNA. RefSeq lists its product as uncharacterized. The transcript has 3 exons. Lineage: Eukaryota; Viridiplantae; Streptophyta; Magnoliopsida; Fabales; Fabaceae. Bases 267 to 494 code for a protein of 75 amino acids. The record is from RefSeq and is a predicted model, not a curated record.
GUAAAAUGUUGUCUCCUACAACGAACAAGCGACGUCGUCUCACUUGAUUUUAAUUUCUCGUUUUUUCAUCUCUGCCUCCAUUCAUUUUCAUUUUUUAUUCUCAUUAGACAGUAAAAAAUAUCUUCUUGUUUCUCUUCUGAGAUUAUCUUUCUAUCAUCAAAGAAUCAAGAUCAAGCAACUUCUUGUUGUUUGAAUACUUGUAAUAAAGCUUAUGAGGACAUAAACUAAACCCUAACCCUAAUCCUAGCAAGCAGAAGCAGAGGAAUAUGACGCAGAAGACGAAUCUUUUCAAGGGUCAAGCGAAGAAGAAAUCAAUUCCUCCUGAUCGUCAUGGGAAAGUCCCUCUUACUCACAAAGGAAAGAGAUUCGUGAAGCCAUCCAAGGUUACAAAGGAUAUGGAUGCUGAUCGGAUAAAAUGGUACCCUUAUCAACUUGAUCCUAAUUCCCCUAAAGAAGGCAUUGACAAGAGGGAUUAUUACAAAAGAAAGUUCUGAUCUCAAUCAGAAAGGAUGGAAGCUCGGAUGUCGGAGGUUUUCAUUUUGUUAAUCACUCUUUGAAUCACAUUUGUUAUCAUUGGUUGAAUACUUGAAUUUUCUACAUUUCAUCCCACCAAUGAAUUUUGAGCAAGUCAUUGUAUGAAUUUGGUAUUUGGCAGGUCUUCAGGAUUGUCGGUGUGGAAUAUAGUUUGUUAGGACUCAAGUAAGAUUAGGAAUAAUUUUUUUUUUUUUUGGUUUCAGGAAUGACUUUUCAAUUCUUCAAUGGACAAACACCUAUAAUCAUCAUUGAAAUGAACCAAUUUAAAAGAGUGAAGAAUUCUGAAGGAGAGUUGUCUGAGGUUCAACUAAUCAAGGAGGGAUGUCCAUCAGUAUGGAUUUCAGUAGUUGUAUUAUUUUAAUUUUUGACGAAUCAAGGAUCCUCAAUAUUCACUUGACACAUCAUGAUAUUUUUUCACAUUGUAAUGGUUGAAUAUAUCAUUUUUUACUCACUGCUUGGAGAAUAUUAAAACUACAAACAGAUUUCUUCAAUGAAAGUGGGUCUUCAUUCCUUUAAUUUUUCUUUUUUUCUUUUUUUUCUUCAUUUUCAUUGCUGAUUUUUUUCUUUUAUUAAAUGAAUGUCUGUAGGUAUUACUAAAACAUGAUCCCCAUGGACUCAAAAUGGUUACUUCCCAAGGAACUGAAGGUUUUCAACACUGAAAAUGAUGAUGUGUUAAUUAUUCAUUCUGUUAUUUUCUACCUCUAAUUUUGUAACUCUUAUUACUUUUCUGCAAAUUUUGUACUGCAAGUUGGCCCGUGAGCAAGUUGAAAAGGCAAUUGUCAAUGGAUCACGUCCUAUAGCAUUACCAAAUUCUCAUACUCAACCCUCUACGACUCUUGUGAUUGAAGCAAUACCUAGCGCAGAUAAUUCAUCUUUAAUUGGUCAAGGUGUGGGAAGUGGAUGAAGUCGAGGAACCUGUAAAUGCUCUCACACCAUCAGAUGGUAGUGUAGGAAGUGACAGAGCUUUUGUUACUGAUGUUAAUGCUGCUAGAACAGCAAUGUAAUUAUUUAAUGCCUUUUUUGGGCUAAACAAAUGUAUGAUGGGGCACCUGUAAAUGUAUAAUGAGGCACCUGUAAAUGUAUGAUGAUGUUUGUAAUUGUAUUACACUGUUACUCAUUAUGGGCAUAAUAAAUAGCAAUUACAGU